UUGCUGCAGUACCUGUUCCUCCUCCUCCUACUCCUCCUCCUCCUCCUCUUUCUCUUUCUCCUUGCCUUUUCAUUCUGAUUACCACCCUCACUCAUAAAUGCUUCCUUAGCAACUGAUUAUGCCUAACUGUAUUUCCCACCAACCUCUCAGGAUUUUGGUACUUAAUUCACACUCUCUUAAUUUAUUCUCAGUUUAGGGUUGCUCUCCAUAUGAUUUUAUGGAUGUGCAGUCUCUCCAAGAUGGGUACCAACUAAAUGUUACAGACUAAGUGAUUGCCUUAAUGAUGGAAGUAGAAGUGAAAUUGGCUCUAUGUAUUCUAAUUGCUUCAGGAAGUCUUCAUAAAUGAAAUGGAAUUUCAUAAGUUUGGAAUCAAAGACCAGAAAGUCUUUAGUCUAAGUAGGGAAGAAAAGCAGUGUGGAAAUUUUGUAGGAAUAACAAUGUUAAAUCUGUGAUAGCUGGGCGGCCAUGGCACUCUGCUUAAUAUACCUGAGCCUCAGUUUCUUAAUCUGAUGCCACGGAAAAAAGUAGAGUAGGAAUCUCUGAAUUGAUUCCUUCACCGAAAGAACUGUUGAGCUGGCAUGAACUGUCUGAAGGAACUAUUUUGGAACUCUGGAGUCUAGUAGAACAUUUGCAGCAUUCAAGGGAGUACUUGAUGAGGAAAGAGGCUGUUUUAUCUUCAAGACACUAAAAGUAGUAAUGGUACUUUUAUAAAUAGCCAGAGAUUGAGUCGAGGCUCUGAAGAAAGUCCACCAUGUGAAAUUCUUUCCGGUGACAUUAUCCAGUUUGGGGUAGACGUGACAGAGAAUACACGGAAAGGUUGUGUGUGUAUUGUUACCCCAAACAAAAUUAGAGUUGUCUUAGCAAGAAAGAAGAUGGAAAGGCAGUAGAGUUACCCAUGGGUGUAUCGUUUCCACAAUAAAACUUUUUCUACCGGAUGGUAUGGAAGCCCGGCUCCGCUCAGAUGUCAUCCAUGCACCAUUACCAAGUCCUGUUGACAAAGUUGCUGCUAACACUCCAAGUAUGUACUCUCAGGAACUAUUCCAGCUUUCUCAGUAUCUACAGGAGGCCUUACAUCGGGAACAAAUGUUGGAACAGAAGUUAGCCACACUUCAGCGGCUGCUAGCUAUCACCCAAGAGGCUUCAGAUACCAGUUGGCAGGCUUUAAUAGAUGAAGAUAGACUCUUAUCACGGUUAGAAGUUAUGGGAAACCAAUUACAGGCAUGCUCCAAAAAUCAAACAGAAGAUAGUUUACGAAAGGAACUUAUAGCAUUACAAGAGGAUAAACAUAACUAUGAGACAACAGCCAAAGAGUCCCUGAGGCGGGUUCUUCAGGAGAAAAUUGAAGUGGUUAGAAAACUUUCAGAAGUUGAGCGAAGUCUGAGUAAUACUGAAGAUGAAUGUACCCAUCUGAAAGAAAUGAAUGAAAGGACUCAGGAAGAAUUAAGAGAAUUAGCCAAUAAGUAUAAUGGAGCAGUUAAUGAGAUUAAAGAUUUAUCUGAUAAAUUAAAGGUAGCAGAGGGAAAACAAGAAGAAAUCCAACAGAAAGGACAGGCUGAGAAAAAAGAAUUACAACAUAAAAUAGAUGAAAUGGAAGAAAAAGAACAGGAGCUCCAGGCAAAAAUAGAAGCUUUGCAAGCUGAUAAUGAUUUCACCAAUGAAAGGCUAACAGCUUUACAAGUACGGUUAGAACAUCUUCAGGAGAAAACUCUUAAAGAAUACAGCAGCUUAGGGAUACAAGUUGAUGACUUCUUACCUAAAAUAAAUGGGAGCACAGAAAAAGAGCACUUGCUUUCAAAGAGUGGCGGGGACUGCACUUUUAUUCAUCAAUUCAUAGAAUGCCAGAAGAAGCUGAUCGUUGAAGGGCAUCUAACCAAAGCAGUAGAAGAAACAAAGCUUUCAAAAGAAAAUCAGACAAAAGCAAAGGAAUCUGAUUUAUCAGACACUCUGAGUCCAAGCAAGGAAAAAAGCAGUGACGACACUACAGACGCGCAAAUGGAUGAGCAAGACCUAAAUGAACCUCUUGCCAAAGUGUCCCUUUUAAAAGAUGACUUGCAGGGUGCACAGUCAGAAAUUGAGGCAAAACAAGAAAUACAGCAUCUUCGAAAGGAAUUGAUCGAAGCCCAGGAGCUAGCUAGAACAAGUAAACAAAAAUGCUUUGAACUUCAAGCUCUUUUGGAAGAAGAAAGAAAAGCAUAUCGAAAUCAAGUUGAGGAAUCCACUAAACAAAUACAGGUUCUUCAAGCCCAGUUGCAGAGGUUACACAUCAAUAUUGAGAAUCUCCGGGAGGAGAAGGACAGAGAAAUCACAAGUACUAGAGAUGAAUUGCUUAGUGCCCAAGAUGAAAUUUUGCUCCUUCAUCAAGCAGCAGAAAAGGCUGCCUCUGAGCGGGACACUGACAUUGCCUCUUUACAAGAAGAGCUUAAGAAGGUGAGAGCUGAGCUUGAGCGGUGGCGGAAAGCAGCAUCUGAAUAUGAGAAAGAAAUCACAAGUCUGCAAAACAGUUUUCAGCUUAGAUGUCAACAGUGUGAGGACCAGCAGAGAGAGGAAGCAACAAGGUUGCAAGGUGAACUGGAGAAGUUGAGAAAGGAAUGGAAUGCAUUGGAAACAGAAUGCCAUUCUCUAAAAAGGGAAAAUGUUUCACUAUCAUCAGAACUGCAACGGCAAGAAAAAGAAUUGCACAAUUCUCAGAAGCAGAGUUUAGAGCUUACCAGUGAUCUCAGCAUCCUUCAGAUGUCUAGGAAAGAGCUUGAGAAUCAAGUGGGAUCCUUGAAAGAACAGCACCUUCGGGAUUCAGCUGAUUUAAAAACUCUUCUCAGUAAGGCUGAAAACCAAGCAAAGGAUGUACAGAAAGAGUAUGAAAAGACACAGACUGUACUCUCAGAACUGAAGUUGAAGUUUGAAAAGACUGAGCAGGAAAAGCAGUCAAUCACAGAUGAGCUCAAACAAUGUAAAAACAACCUGAAGCUGCUCCGAGAGAAAGGAAAUAAUAAACCCUGGCCCUGGAUGCCCAUGUUGGCUGCCCUGGUUGCAGUAACAGCCAUCGUGCUGUAUGUGCCAGGUCUGGCCAGAGCUUCUCCAUGAGAGCGUUCCUUGAGUCCGUACACCGUCCUCCCUCUAGAAGCUGGCAUCAUACUCAUGCUGGGGACAAACAGAACCAUUUUCUUCCUUUUUACCUCUUUUAAAACAGCAGAAGUACAAGAAUACAGCUGUAGGGUCAUUGCUUUAAAUUAUAUAAAAUGUAUCUGUCUAUAAAGAAGAUAUAAAAUUGUGACUUUAUUCUACUGUAAGCAAUAAUUUGCUUGCAAUUUUUCAUGUAAUUUUUAAAUUAGUAUGUUGAGAUUCUGAAUAUUAUGGUGGCCUAAAGUAGGCUUCUUGGUACACCAGAUUAUUUAUAGCAUUAAAUUUAUGAGUAUUUUACUCUGAAUUCUGAUGACCAGAUAAUUCAUUUUUCUGAUUCGAUAAUUACCCAAACCAAACAACCAGUACAUACAUGGGAAGAGAGGCCCUGUGUGCUCAGUGCCUAUCAGUUUGAAAUAUAUACACAUAUAUAUAUAUUUUUUACAUAUUUACGCCAUUUUUACUUGUUAUAAAACCACUGAGCUAUUGGGAACAAGACUUAGAGACAACUAAUUGCGUGGAUUUUUUUUUUUUUUAAGGAAAAAUACAUUUGGAAAAUAAACUGUUAUGGUGAUAAUUUGGGGAAUAUGUGCACGCUUGUUCAGCCUUAAUGAGACUUGAAGAUGUGGAGGACAUCAACUUUGAAAAACUUUCCAUGAGAGUGUGUAUUUUCUUGAGCAAACUGAAGUAUUUCUGGGAGCAAAAACAUAGUAAUUACACAAUUUCAGUGCAGUCAACCAAACUGUUGAAUCAAUUGGAAUGUAAUUUAUUAUAAACCUCAUGUAUUUAAAGAGAUAUUUUUCUUUAAAAGCCAAGUUACUUUCUCAUAUACAGCAUUUUAGGAAGCAUGAUUUUUUUUCUAUCAUCUAUUCCUCCAAGCAUGUUUAAUUGAAGAAAGUAUUAAUAUCUCUUCCGAUAAGCUUGUAUUGACCUAAUUUGGUUUAUGAUGUGUCAGAGCUAAUUCAUGUUCAGGGUAAGCUGUUGUACCUACCAACAGAUUUCCUGGUUGGGUAUGCAAAUGGUUAUUUUCUUUUUAUUGUUGUUAAUUGGGACUUUCUGUUAAUGAAAAGCACUAUUCCCAAGAUUAAUAGUGUUCUAUGCACAAUGAAGCACCUAAAAACACUGCUUGAUGUUAUAAAUUUAAAACACAGAAGUGAAAGUUUAGCCAUGGUUUUGUGUGGCAUCAUAGUUAUGUCCGUAAAGUUUAUUUAGGUCAUAGAAUAUCCUAAAGUAUCACAUAGUUAAAUUUUUCAGUCAAUGAAGACUGGAAGGGAAUGUCAGUGAAUUGGCUUGAAUGUUCUGUGGCAAUCCAGAAGUCUAGCCAAAUAUUGAAAUAGGAGUUUAGGGUAUAAUUUGCCUUGUGAUGUUUGGCAGUCACUGUUUAUACUUUAAAGGUUAUAUUUUAAGCUAUUUGGGAUUACUGUUGGGAGGAUCACUAGAUUUAUGGAGGAAUUAGUCACAAAUGACUUGUAAAGAAUACUGUCUUAUAGUUCAUUUCAUCAUUUUCUGUUGCAGGAAGCCACUCCACCACAGAAUGCUAAUAUGCCAGUGGUACCCAGUACCUCUUGUAUAUAGGUUAUUGCAAAUAUUGUUCUGAAAUGCUUAACUUCAGAAUUACAUUUUUUAAAGUAAAUAAUUGUUCUAAAUCUAUUUUGUAAAGAUAUAAAGUACAAUAGAAUUUCUGGAGUACAGAUUAAACUAUUUGCACUAACACACGUGAUGUGCAUGAUUUAAUAAAAUAACUUUACUCUCCCUACGCAUGUUUGAGUUGAAUAUCAUUGAAGUUCUUAAUGCUGACUCUACUGUUGGAUUGUUAAUAAUCUUCUCUUGAAAUGACUCUUUAUGCAACAUAACAUACCUUUGGUAUUCUUCAGGGUUUAAAAGAAAACAGCUGUUUCCUCCAAGUUUUAUUAGCUUUUUAUUUAACUUACUACUCCAUUUUUUUUUCUCUUUUAAUAUGGUUAUUGUUAAAAAGAAAGUCACUUGCCAGACCAAUCUCUUUAAAUUUAAGGUGGUCUAGUAUCAGUAUUUACUUCAAGUGGAAUAAAUGGCUUUUUGUAGUUACUUCCAAUUUUCCUCAAGAAUAUAAAUAAGUCUAGUCUAUUUAUAAGCAAUAUCUUCAGUUUUGUUCAGUUCACUUCCAGGUUAAAUAAAGAGUAGGAUUAUUCACUGGUAAUAUUAGAAUCAUUAAGAAAUGUUAAACACUGCAGCUAGAAAUUGAACAACCCUAUAGUGAUACAUUUAAGAAUUAUUCAAAGGUGCUACAUGGCAGGAUCAGAAUAUAAAAAGAACAUGGUAUUUGAAGCAAAACAUCUGUAUUGGCAUCUUGGUUCUACCUUUUAUCAGCUGUUGUUGUCUUGCACAAAUCACAUUUUGUCUGAGUCUCUAUUUUCUCAUAACAUGGGGAGAAUAAUACUUAUAUUUGUGAUAGUAGUGUGAACCUUAAAAAGAUAAUGUAUGUGAAGUAACAGUCAAGUGGUGACUAAGUUUUUAUGAGAAUGUUAUACUGAAAAAUACAGCAAAUAUUAAAGUUUUAGGUAAACCAGUA
Messenger RNA from Callithrix jacchus (white-tufted-ear marmoset), 5665 nucleotides. The record is from RefSeq and is a predicted model, not a curated record. Lineage: Eukaryota; Metazoa; Chordata; Mammalia; Primates; Cebidae.